Molecule: messenger RNA, 1858 nt
Organism: Cylas formicarius (sweet potato weevil)
Lineage: Eukaryota; Metazoa; Arthropoda; Insecta; Coleoptera; Brentidae
Gene: Sec20
Product: vesicle transport protein SEC20
Exons: 4
Coding region: 58-732 (224 amino acids)
Biological process (GO): retrograde vesicle-mediated transport, Golgi to endoplasmic reticulum
Cellular component (GO): SNARE complex; endoplasmic reticulum
Molecular function (GO): SNAP receptor activity
Source: RefSeq, a predicted model, not a curated record
AUUCCACAGAACGUUUAUGUGUAAAUAUUUAUAUAUAAUAUUAAUAUUAGAAGCGGUAUGGAUUCUACCGAGUUUAUUUUAAAGUCCAUUCGAAACGACAUGGUAGAGAAUCAACUUCACCUAAAAGCGAUAAUUCAGGAUAUUAAUUUCUGCUCCGGAUCCCUUUCUGAACUCAACAAUUUAAAUAGUUUGGGUCGGUCAAAAAUAUCAGCCCUUCGAAAAUUGAUCGAUCGAUUCGGGGACGUCGCUAAAGACAACAACGAUCACAAUUUGUUAAAAGAAGUCGUGUUGGCAAGAGAGCAGCUGGCAAGCACUAUGGAUGCUUUCAAAAAGGCGAAUCUUAAAUCCAUGUUGGCGAUAGAGAAGGGAGCCAAGGAGGAACUGUUGAAAUCCACAAAUGAAGAGACCGGCUUAAAAUAUCGCCAAAAGAGAGACAAAGAGAGUAUGGUGAAAAUGAGCGCCAAUGUCACGGACCAGCUUCUAUCUAUUAGUAGGCAAUUAGCGGAAACUACCAAACAGAGCGCUCAUACGUUAGACACUUUGCUGACGUCAUCAGAUACUGUUCUAGGUACACAGGACGAGUUAAGAAUGACGUCGGGUGCGAUCGGUCGAUCCGGCAAACUUUUGAACAAAUAUGGCAGACGUGAACUGACCGAUAAAGUAUUAGUGUUUUUUGCGUUUUCUUUUUUUGCCGCGUGCGUAGUGUAUAUCGUCCAGAAAAGGUUAUUUUAAGACGUAAUUUUCUAUUUCUACCAUUUAUUGUUAUAAUAAUAAUAAUAAAAGAAACUACUGAGGGCCUGCUCGAGAUGUAUUAUUUUAUAUGCCUGUUAUUUCACUUACCUUUUUAAACGCUGCCCAUAACCUCAAAUAUGGAUCAUAUAGUUGCGCCCUACUACAGUAAAAAUUGAUGCACGGGUUGAUAUUUUCGUAGAGGAGGCAAUUUACAGUACAUUUCACCUAUUAAGCUGUACUUUACUUCAUUUUUUUUUAAAUAGCCAUUUCCACAGACUUAACUCGUUUUCUCUGAACAUUUAACGAGAUCUAUGCAUAUUUUGUGAAAAUACUGACGAUCUGACAGUGGCCAUGUUGUAUUGUAAAUCUCGCGCAUGCGUAUGUUGAAUGGACCUUCUCAAAAUUUAUUUACAUUAAUUAUAAGCAUAGCCAGGGCCUUUAUAUAUGUCUGGUAGUUAUAUGGUUUCAACACAGGUAUGGAAACCAAUUUUGAUUUUCAAACGAAGCAAUUUUCCGUAAUUACGAGUGGUCGAAUCAAAGUAUACGCACAUCUGUCCUUGUGUAAUGUGCAAUUCACAAAUUGCAUGAUUCGAUUGGUUGGUUAGUUUUGGUUAGUUGAGGGGCAAUAGACAGUGGUCUUUUUCAAAAGCGAAAGUAGAGAUUGUGGUAGAGGCUUAAAUAUUUCGCAUAACGCAUUUGUUGUUAUAUCUUGUUACUAGAAUUACAAAAACCAAUAUUUAUAAUUUACUUCAUCAUAUAAAAUAGGUCUAAGUUGAAAAAGAAUUAGGAAAAGGAUUUCCUAUAAAUUAUUAUAUUUAUUGAAGAAUUAUAGGAUAUAUGUAGUUGCUUAAAAUUACUUUUUAAAUCUGCCUUUAUUUCUACAACUUCCUUGUCAGUUUUCCUUUUUUCCUGUGUCAAAAAAACGUUUUUUUAAAGCUUAUAGUUGUUUUAUUAGAUUGAAUUGGAAUAAAAGAAUAUAUAGAGAUGCUAGGUAAAUGGUGUAAGUUAUCAGUCAAACGACUUUGGUCAUUUGACUGAGGUUAUUUUUAUCGAUAUUUUGCAACUUAUUAUAAUUAUGCAUUAUUUGUUUCGGUUCUGCCAAUUUAUUUUUCUACUCCCUUUCGUA